UACGUUCCCUAGCAACGGCGGAAGCUUGACGCGUUGCAUAGUAACGCUCAAAGCGGAUUCAAUAGCCGACAUAGACCCUAAGAAUAUGAGUUACCGAGUUACUGGGGAUGCGGCCCGAAAGGCCAGAGAACGUUACGAGCUGAAACAAGCGGCUGCCGAAUUCUACCGAAAGCGCAAUGUACCGGAGAGGCUGGAGGAGGCGCUGAACAGCACAUUCUGUCUGGGCCCUGAGGAUGUCUAUGGGCACCUGGCAAAUUACUUCGCUCAGUUCUCCAUGCCCCCAACAAUAUGCCAGAUACGUGGGAGGAAAGUUCUGGAUGGCUCGGGGGAACCUACAGUGGAAGUGGAAGUGUCUUGUACAGUGAAAAAUUCGGACAAGCGGAUAUGUUCUUCGGUCAUCUCAGCUGUCUCAGAACAUCCUAAAGCAUCAGAAGGGCUGGAGCAAGAAAGAAAUCAUUCAGCUGAUACAGCUAUUCAGUGGUUAACGGAUUUAAGCCCAUUGCUUAAAGGAAUGUCUCCCAAUGAGCAACAUAACAUUGAUCAACUUCUAAGUGAUUUUUAUCAGCCAAAAAUAGAAGAAGAAAAAGCAAGACGACAGAUGGAAAGAGAAGCCUCACCGAUGGCAAUUGAACCUGUACCAUCCCCAGUCACAUCUCCUGCACUGGUCAAGAAGAAAGGAAGCGGCAAAGGUAAAAAGGCAGUUGUGAUGGAGAAACCUAUUCCCCCCGAGGAAGCUCCAGAGCCAGUUGUACCUGGAAGUCCUGCUAUAGGGGCUCUGUCGCUUGCCGUGGCUAAGGCCUCUUCUGUUCUCGGCAAAACACCAUUGUACUUACACAUCGCAGCCUUACGAAAUGAAAAGUUACCCAGUGAAUUCAUCAUGCCAACUCCCAUGAUAUCCGUGCUGAGCUGUGGCAAAUCAUCUCCCGGCAAACUGAACCUUAUGAAGGAAGUGCUUGUUAUUCCACCGACAGGACUUACAGUGCAGCAGAGUCUCGACAUGGCCUUGAUGCUGCAGAAUCAAAUUGUAAAGCAAAUAAACAGUAUUUCUAAGACGGGGCCCGCAAUUAAGAACGUGACGCCGCUGGGCUGCAUGUUAAUAGGAGGGGACCGUAUAGAGCAACCUCUGGAUUUAAUUUGCGAAGCCUGUCAACACGUUGGCCUGGAACUGGGAAGAAAUCUGUAUUUAGCCAUCAAUUGUGCUGCCCAUGAAUUAAUGGACUAUAAUAAAGCUAAAUACGAGGCCUUAAGUGGAACAUUCAAGAGCCCCGAUGAAAUGGUUGAUUUGUAUGUGGAUUUAAUUAAUAGGCAGCCCGCCAUUCUGGCAUUAUUGGACCCCCUGAGGAAAGAGGACGCUGCACAGUGGGAGAGUCUAACGAAGGCUCUUGGGUCGAAAUGUUUCCUUUUUGCUGAUGCUGCAUCUAAGCCUGUGUGUAAACUGCUGGAAUCCGCCGACAUUCAUAACCCUCCCUGUAGCGGCACUGUCAUCAAGCACACCAAUGAAACGACUGUCUCUCAGCUGCUGGGCAGCUUCAAACUCAUCGAAGGUGAAAAUCGUGUCACUAUAUUAGGAUGCCCAUGCGAGGAAUCCGUUGAUGACAGCAUAGCAGAUUUGGCUGUUGGCCUCGGAGCAAGAUUCGUCAAGUUGGGAGGUCUACUACGAGGAGAAAGGAGCAGCAAAUACAACCGUCUGCUAGCCAUAGAGGAUGAGCUAACACAAGCUGGGACAUUAGGUUUCUGGACAAAGCACGAAUUCCCAAUACUUUCUGACGUUGAAAACCUGCCUGGCCCAGAGGAAGUAGAGUAAAUUGAAUGCAAGAAAUGUAAUAAACUGAAGAGUGAGUAGAGUGCUGGUAGUACAGGUAGAGAUUUACUAUGAUUCAACUCUCUAUCUUCUCAGCUCGUUCAUGGUAUGAUAUUCCCAAACAUUCGCCUACAUAGAAAACCGGUUUUAAUAAAAACUUAUUUUACAUGG
Molecule: messenger RNA, 1972 nt
Organism: Xenopus laevis (African clawed frog)
Lineage: Eukaryota; Metazoa; Chordata; Amphibia; Anura; Pipidae
Gene: eno4.L
Product: enolase 4 L homeolog
Exons: 13
Coding region: 86-1804 (572 amino acids)
Biological process (GO): glycolytic process
Cellular component (GO): phosphopyruvate hydratase complex
Molecular function (GO): phosphopyruvate hydratase activity; magnesium ion binding
Source: RefSeq, a predicted model, not a curated record